UUUGUGCCUUGUAAGGGUGAAGGAGAUUGAGGUGGCAUACAUUAGAGCGUUCAAUCGAAUGCGGAUGGAAUUGAAAGAGUUGAGAAUACAAGCGACGUUAGUGGAGAUAUCGUAAUGGAUGUAGCACAGCCUGUAGUAAAUAUGUUCUGACAGGCUUGGAUUUUGUGGCGUUCAUUGGCACAAUUAUAAACUGUACGGCUCCAGUCUCAAAGAAGUCAAACAACUGGACAUUAUUGUGGCUGCGGCUAUUUAAGACUUGAAAGUGGUAGACUACUGGCAACGGAAGACGGCCCACCCUCCCAUCUCAGAUUCGUUUUUAUUUUUAACAGAAAGUUGUAUGAUUCGUUUUUUAUUUUUUUGUAGUUCAGUUUUUGGGUGAUCCUGUUUCCAUCCCGAAUAGUAAAAUGUGCGAACGUCAAUAUAACGUUACCAUAUAAAUCUGAAUUUAACACGAUCUAGUCAGCAAACUUUGUUUCCAGGCUGACUGACCGGGUCCUAUGGAAGAGAUGUCAGGAGUAAGUGCGGUGAGCUCGGCGUUGCCUGCGUCUACAACCCGUACCACCUCAUUCAAGGGCUCCUGCCCCAGCUCGAAGUAUGUGAAGCUGAACGUGGGCGGGGCGCUCUACUACACCACCAUGCAGACACUCACCAAGCAGGACACCAUGCUCAAGGCCAUGUUCAGCGGUAGGAUGGAGGUUCUCACAGACAGCGAAGGCUGGAUCCUUAUUGACAGGUGUGGGAAGCACUUUGGGACCAUUCUGAACUACCUGCGUGAUGGUGCUGUACCUCUGCCUGAGAUCCGGAGAGAGGUGGAAGAGCUCCUGGCAGAGGCCAAAUAUUACCUGGUGCAGGGGUUAGCUGACGAGUGCCAUGCUGCCUUACAGAACAAAGAUAUGUAUGAGCCCUUCUGUAAAGUGCCCUUGGUCACUUCAUCAAAGGAAGAACAGAGACUCAUAUCUACCUCCAACAAGCCCACAGUCAAGCUGUUAUACAACAGGAGCAACAACAAGUACUCUUACACCAGCAACUCCGAUGACAACAUGCUGAAAAACAUAGAGCUGUUUGACAAGCUCUCUCUGCGGUUCAACGGACGUGUGCUCUUCAUCAAGGACGUGAUCGGGGAUGAGAUCUGCUGCUGGUCAUUCUAUGGGCAGGGCCGUAAGAUCGCUGAGGUGUGCUGUACCUCCAUAGUCUAUGCCACAGAGAAGAAGCAAACCAAGGUGGAGUUCCCAGAGGCUCGUAUCUAUGAGGAGACACUCAACAUCCUGCUGUAUGAGUCUCAGGACGGGCGUGGUCCAGACAACGCUCUACUGGAGGCUACAGGGGGCGCUGCAGGCCGAUCCCAUCACCUGGAUGAGGACGAGGAACGGGAACUCAUCGAGAGGGUGCGACGCAUUCACAUCAAACGCCCUGAUGACCGCACCCACCACCACCAGUAACUAUACCAGCCAACUAACAUUAUCGCCACCACUAACUAUACCAGCCAACUAACAUUAUCGCCACCACUAACUAUACCAGCCAACCAACAUUAUCGCCACCACUAACUAUACCAGCCAACCAACAUUAUCGCCACCACUAACUAUACCAGCCAACCAACAUUAUCGCCACCACUAACUAUACCAGCCAACCAACAGUAUCGCCACCACUAACUAUACCAGCCAACCAACAUUAUCGCCACCACUAACUAUACCAGCCAACCAACAGUAUCGCCACCACUAACUAUACCAGCCAACCAACAUUAUCGCCACCACUAACUAUACCAGCCAAUCAGCAUUAUCGCCACCACUAACUAUACCAGCCAACCAACAUUAUCGCCACCACUAACUAUACCAGCCAACCAACAGUAUCGCCACCACUAACUAUACCAGCCAACCAACAUUAUCGCCACCACUAACUAUACCAGCCAAUCAGCAUUAUCGCCACCACUAACUAUACCAGCCAACCAACAUUAUCGCCACCACUAACUAUACCAGCCAACCAACAUUAUCGCCACCACUAACUAUACCAGCCAACCAACCAACAUUAUCGCCACCACUAACUAUACCAGCCAACCAACCAACAUUAUCGCCACCACUAACUAUACCAGCCAACCAACCAACAUUAUCGCCACCAGUAAGCCAACCAACAUUGUCAGUAUCCGCAGUGACUAUUACCCAUCACUGACAGAACAAGUGCAAUCACACAAUACCCACAAGUAAUCUCAUAUCCUUGACAUUGACCACAAGUGACCUCUGUGCUUCUGCAUCACAGCCACUUAUGAACUUUUGCCAGUCUCUAAUCAUGAUUAUAAACUGGGUGGUUCGAGCCCUGAAUGCUGAUUGGCUGACAGCCAUGGUAUAUCAGACCGUAUACCACGGGUAUGACAAAACAUUUAUUUUUACUCUAAUUACGUUGGCAACCAGUUUAUAAUAGCAAUAAAGCACCUCAGGGGUUUGUGGUAUAUGGCCAAUAUACCACACCCCCUCAUGCCUUAUUGCUUAAGUAGAGCAUGGUUUGGGUGUUAGUUUGUGUGUUGUCCCAAAUGGCUGUAUCAGUGUUUUCUAAACCCUUCAUAAGAGCUGUUAUUUUUAUCAGUGGUCAAAGAAGACUUAUUUGACCCUGUAUUUCCAUAUGUUUUGUAUGUCUCAUCUUUGUAUGAAUGUUGACAUGUCCAGUAGGAGAUCUGGUGCCUUAAAUCUGUGGUCUUGUGCCUUAAGUCUGUGGGUGUAAGUGCAGCUUACAAUCUGAUUUACUUUAUCAUGUCACUACAACAUUGCUUGGAAGUUCAUGUAUUGUCACAGAGUAGCUAGUUCAGGUCAAUUGUAAUUUCAGUGAUUAUUGUAAUACACUGUGUAACAAUACCUUUUCCUACCACUUCAGUUUUUAGAGAUGUUUUAUGAGAGAGAAAAGAAACCUGUACGCUGCUCUUGCUAGUGUGACUGUUCUUUAUUAAGCUUUAUGUAUUGUCCUCAAGGCCCUUUGUCAGAGCUUUUGUGAGUUUUUAAUUUGCACGCUUAUGUAGACAUUGCUCCACCCACAGCCGUUCAAUGCAUCGACUGGGGUUGGAGUGAAGGACAAAUAUAUUCAUUAGCUUGAAUUGGUGAUGUGCAAACUGUAUCUAGAGGCGAAAGAAACGUACCUAUUUAGACGAGGUGCUGGCUAGCAGAGUAGAACAUUGUCUGUCCAAACGUUGGAUAUUAGGUUAUAAAAUUAUUGCAUCUGAGCUCCUAGAGUGUGCGGCUCUCCUUUCAUUUUUCAAAUAUGCAAACUGCAUUUUAUCAUGUUUUAGAAAUUUGGUGGUUCUAUUUUUUGUAUGUUCUCAUUUCAUCCAGCAGAGGGUGUUGUGUACAAAGACACAAAGUGUGCUAAGUUGUUGAAGUUACCCCUAGAUGCUGAUCUUGGGUCAGUUUUGUUUAUCCACUAAUGGAUAAGGGUUGGGAAGCUGACCCUAGAUAUUUGCCUAGGGGAACUUUACCCCAGAGCAAUAUGUUACAACCCACCCCUGAAUUGUAAGUGGUGUGAAUACACCCACCUUUUAUACUGUAGUCAUGGAUUAAUUAUUUUUUUUGGCAUCCUAAAGAACCUUUUGAGAUGCUGGAUGUGUAAUGAAAUGGAUGUUAUUGCUUCUUGUUACAAUAAUUCAUUGAGGGUCGACGUUAUAAGACAACUUGUUUGGAAGACCGAUGGCAAGAAAUUAAACCAAGCACAUCCAGACAGCAAAUAAUGUCACAAUUUAACACUAUUUUACCUGGGAAAGGAUUGUCUUUUGCACUGUAUUUAACAUUUCUUACAAUAAAGAUAUUUAUGAAUACA
Oncorhynchus kisutch (coho salmon) is the source of this 3792-nucleotide messenger RNA. Its product is annotated as BTB/POZ domain-containing adapter for CUL3-mediated RhoA degradation protein 3. The transcript has 7 exons. The coding region runs from base 498 to 1439 and encodes 313 amino acids. Gene Ontology annotation, biological process: proteasome-mediated ubiquitin-dependent protein catabolic process; protein homooligomerization; negative regulation of Rho protein signal transduction. The record is from RefSeq and is a predicted model, not a curated record. Gene Ontology annotation, molecular function: ubiquitin-protein transferase activity; protein binding. Gene Ontology annotation, cellular component: Cul3-RING ubiquitin ligase complex. NCBI's taxonomy places the organism in Eukaryota, Metazoa, Chordata, Actinopteri, Salmoniformes, Salmonidae.